AUGGAGCAAACCGAUUCUACGACCAUUGAGCGCCCUCUCCGCCUUCUGACGUACGUGGCUACGGCCAUCACAAUCCCUCUGAACAUUGCUACAACUAUUCUGGCACUGGAGCAGAGACCUUAUUACUGGUCCCGCAGGCGACAUGUCUCCGCCUUCUGCUUUGCCUUCAUUCCCUUGGCGAUGACCGUCGCUGCGACUUCGGUCAGUCUGAGGUACAUGAAGACGAACGGCAAAAGUCCCCGUGCUUUGCAAUUCAAGGUCCUCGAUCUUGUUGCGGCUAUUACAUAUCUCGCUGUCCUGAUCCCCUGCUGGGCAGUUGAGCCGCAUAAGUUUGAGGCUGUCGGUUUCGGGGUCCUUAUUGGUUACACAACCGCACCCAUGAUCGUGAACAUGUUCCUCCACAUCUACUUCACAGUAAACGAUCUUCCCUGGAAGACAAUCUUCUCGUCCGUCGGUCUCAAACGGAAGCCAACUUGCCAGCAGUGCCCUAACUGCCAGGCGAAGUUCGUCCCUCACACAACUGAGACUACGAGCAAGGGCUACAGCCUUCUUCGUGGCGAGGAUUAUCUCGAUGUUGAGGCCGAUCCAAUCCAGUACCGAGACUCGGAAGACUUCUUGGGUGAGGGUGCCGAGCGCGCCGAGCAGCCUGAGGCCGGCGCAGUUGAGGAGAGUGGCAAAGGCAAAGAUAUGGUCUAG
Boeremia exigua is the source of this 696-nucleotide messenger RNA. RefSeq lists its product as uncharacterized. NCBI's taxonomy places the organism in Eukaryota, Fungi, Ascomycota, Dothideomycetes, Pleosporales, Didymellaceae. Bases 1 to 696 code for a protein of 231 amino acids. The transcript has 2 exons. The record is from RefSeq and is a predicted model, not a curated record.